This is a messenger RNA of Argiope bruennichi, 3117 nucleotides long. RefSeq lists its product as uncharacterized. Bases 293 to 2938 code for a protein of 881 amino acids. The transcript is spliced from 3 exons. Lineage: Eukaryota; Metazoa; Arthropoda; Arachnida; Araneae; Araneidae. The record is from RefSeq and is a predicted model, not a curated record.
UUUAUGAGUCUUCUAUAGAAAGUUAGGAAUGAGGUAGUAUUCAAGGAAGUUUCAUGGCGAACAGUACUUAUGGGUCUUUGAAUUUUCUUAAAAAUAUUCUAGAUUUUAAUAUCCUGUGUUACCAGUUUCCAGUCAUGCGUGAACGAUUAAAGUGUUAAAAGAUUUUAUUGAUCUGUGGAUGAAAAGACAGAUUUCAUUUACUCUAAAACCCUCAGAAUGUUACACAUAUUUCGAACAAUGAAUGAAUUUAUCAUGCAAAUGUUUUAAAAUCUAAGAGGAAUUCGAAUGCACUAUGAAAACUAUUCUGUUUACAGGUUCUCCUAAAUUCCUAUAUCAGGAGCCAAGGCGAAUACCAACAUAUAUGGCAGCUAUUAUCCGUCGUCAUCGAUUCGUAAUUAUUGCUAUCAUCUGUAUUAUAAUAUUAAUCAUGUAUAAUUGGUACUUUCGAAGGGAAGAAAAUUUCGUAUUAAACAAUGCACCAGUUCCAUAUAUAAAAGAAACUUUUAAUGAUGAAAUUCGUGCAUUUGAUUCAAAUAAACCUUAUUUCUCUGAUAUGACAAAAAUAACUAACAACAUAGAUGAGAAAGAAACACAAUUCACAGAUUUACGAAAAUUUUCUAAAGAUGAUGAAAUGUCUCUCCUUUUUUCGAAAAUGAGCAAAGAUGAUUCCACUUUGCAAAAAACUGAAGAACACAUAUAUUUCAUUCCCAUACAAGAAACGGAGGAAUUUACAACGGAAAUUACGAAUGAAAUCGAUGACGAAUUCACUCUUCUCAUUAGUGAUGAAGAAACAUAUGCAGAUACAGAAAAACAACAUCUAGAAACUGAAACAUUCUUAUCCUCAAAGAACGGUAUCGAGGCAUAUAGAAAGCAUUUGUUUCUAGUGAAGUCUUCCUUCGCAGUACCUCAUGGUGAAAAACUAGUCACAUUAUCCACCAUAAAGCAACAUGCAGAAGGUUUUCCUCCCCCAGACCUGGAUAACAAAAGGGCGAAAACAGAACAUGUAACAUUAUCGAUGUCGAGCAAGAAAAAUGACACAAUGGAUAUAUUGAACAUAAACAAACACCCUAUACUAAAACAGCAAGUGUAUUCAUCUAUGGCAUCAAAUACUUCCAGUACAAGUGAGAAUCCUGUGCUUUUGAUAGACACUCCAGGCUGUAAGAUACCAAAACUAGAUCCAUGGGAUCCAACUGUUAGAGACCUUAUUGAGCUCAAAGAUCCGUAUGUCUGUCCUGGUCGUCCAGUAUUCAUGGAAUCAAAUCCUGGGGGCUCAAUAACCUUUAACAGAGAUAUCUUAGAGAUGUAUUACGAUGUAACACCAGAAGAAUUCAUUUGUUAUUAUCAACCAAUAUACAGAAAGGAAGAAGAAGAAGGAGUUUUCUUAGAAGAUUCCUUCACGUUUGGUGAUGUAGAAAAGUUAAAACUUGGAGUGCCUAUCAAAGAAGAUUUUGUUAAUGUUUCAUGCAAUAUUAAAGGGAAAAAAUAUGAACAACACUUAACUUUAGUGCCACUGAAGGAAAACGUCGAAAAAGAAAGAAAUUCUAGAAAUCCUCCAAAUCCCACACUAAAUGUUAUUCUUCUCGGGAUUGAUUCAAUAUCAAAGCUAAAUUUUUUAAGGCAUUUCCCAAGAACUCACGCAUUUCUUAAUGAAAAGUUAAAACCUUUUGAAAUGAACGGCUACACUAAGGUGGCAGAUAAUACAUUUCCAAACUUAGUUCCAUUGCUGACCGGUCAGUUUGUUGAAUAUUGGUGGAACGAAACAUUAAAAGAGACAAUGUUUUUUGAUAAUAUUAGUCUUAUUUGGAAAGAAUAUGCAAAGAGAGGAUAUAGGACAUUUUAUGCGGAAGAUUCCCCUUUCACUGGUACAUUUAAUUAUUUUAAAAGAGGAUUUUACAACCCUCCAACUGAUUACUAUUAUCGUCCAUUAGCUCUUGCUUUAGAAAGGUGGAAAUUUACAUCAAAACAAACGAAACAUUUUUGUUUGAAUUCAGAAUUUGAAUUGGAUGUUAUUUAUGAUUAUUUAAAAUUAUUUGCUCAAACAAUGGGUACAAAGCCGUAUUUCGGGUUUGCUAUGGUUUCUACUGUAACUCAUGAUGAACUUAACUACGCUAGCUAUGCUGAUGAACCGACAGAGCGUCUAUUGGAGGGUUUGUACAGCACCGGUGCACUUAACAACACACUUUUAGUUUUAUUCAGUGAUCACGGAAUACGCUAUGGAAAAAUUUGCCGCACGUAUGUUGGUAAAUUUGAAGAAAGAUUACCGCUCAUGUAUAUUCAUGUUCCUAAAUGGUUCUUGGAUCAGUACCCAGAAAUAGCCAAAAAUCUACAAACUAAUCAGGAUCGCCUGAUGACUCUUUUUGAUGUACAUGCUACAAUGUUGCAUAUGUUAGAUUUAAACAAAAGUCAUUUAGAAAGAUCAAUGUUCACACUAGGGAAAAGUCUUUUUGAAGAAAUUAGCCCAGAAAGAACUUGUCCAGCUGCUCAUAUAGAAACACAUUGGUGUCCUUGUCAAAUCUUUAAUAGCGUUGCUUUAAGCAGUCCUGAAGUUGUAAAUGCCUCCCAAGCAAUUGUGGAUGACAUUAAUUCUAAACUGCAACCUUAUGGUGAAAAAUGCCAGGUUUUAAAAGUGGAUGCAAUUAUGGAUGCCAGAGUUGGCAAAGCUAAUGAAUUGUUGUUACAAUACUUGAAAACUGAAAAUGACGUUAUAGAUAGAUUCAUUUGGUUAGGAGAAGAGGUUCCAUCUCUUGAUGAUUAUAUGAUAACACUCGUCGCGAAACCUGGCGGUGGAGUGUUUGUAGGAACUGUUCGCCAUAAUCCAAUGAAUAAUACCUAUAAUGUUGAAGGUGUAAAUCGAAUCAGUAUGUAUGGAAAUACAUCGUGGUGUAUCGACAGUCAAAAAAUGAAAGUAUUUUGUUACUGUAAAAUACAACUCGCUUAAUUUAUGUUUGACUUUUAACAAAGCGAUACAUAAAAUACUGAUAUUGCAUGCAUUACACUUUAGAACAAUUUAAAUAAAUCUUCACACAGAUUGUUUAUAAACAAUGCCUAAGAUGAUGAUAUUUUGUACCAUAUAUAUUUGCUAUAGAGUAAAGAUCUGCAUUUUAAUUUUUCUUUAUU